AGAAAAAGUGAGUUAACGGAUUUAAAUAUAAUGAGAGUGGGACAAUAAAGAUAUCCUAGUAUCAAAUGAUAAUAAUAAUAAUAAAAAUAUAAAAGUAUAUGUGCUAAGUAUUUAAAAAGCAAGUGUAUGAGCAUAUGUAUCACAAUAUAUAGUUAUAACACAGUGACGAUCGCAAAAAAGUUCUCAGUAUUAUUAAGACCAAUAAUCCAAGCGCGUAUUUCGUCCGGAUGCUGUGUGAGAUUAAAAUACUUGAAUUAAACAUCAGUAUUUACAAGCUCAGUACCUGGGUUAUUUGAAAGCCAGCGUGGAUCCAACAUGUUUUGGGCAAACAUCUAUGCACUGUCUCCGCAAAUCGAGGCAUUACUCAAUAAAGAGGAUGUAACGCUCCAAGAGUUGAUGGAUCAAGAGGAAAUCGUGCCUGAGUGUAAAAGUCAGAACAAAAAAUUAGUUGAAUAUUUAACCAGACCUGAAAUAAUCGAAGAGUUGGUGGCAUUGACGACUAAAGAACCGCCUGAGGACAUCGAGGAAAGGUGGAGGUACAAAUACCCCAAUGUUGCUUGCGAGUUGCUAACGUGCAAUGUCCCGACUCUUAAUGAAAAGUUGGCAGGCUCGGAAACUCUGCUGGCUAAAUUGUAUUCUUUCAUUGAUACUGAUGAACCUUUGAAUCCACUUCUUGCCUCUUUUUUCAGUAAAAUAAUUGGAGUUUUGUUGAUACGUAAAAGCGAUCAGAAUUGGUACUCCUAUCAGUUCAUGUGCUUGCAGGUAUUAGAGUUUCUUAAAGGUCGUCAAAAAUGCGUGGAUCGUCUUCUCGAGCACUUGGAGACUUCGGCGAUAAUGGACUUAGUAUUGAAACUGGUGACCAAAGUCGAGGGUGUCGAUAUGCGUCAGAAUAUUUUAAAUUGGUUGGACACUCAACAACUUAUACAACGAUUGAUUAAAUUAUUGUCAUCUGAAUCAAAUUCAGAAAAACAUACUAAUGCGGCACAGUUACUUUGUGAUAUUAUUAAAUUAGCAAGGGAAUACAGGCUCACAUGUACAGAACGUACUGACCCUGAUCCUAUUCUCAAUACAUUAGAGUCAGAAGAAACAGUUUCGCUAAUAUUAGAAACUAUUUUAUCUGGCGAACAUAAAGAAAGCAGCAUCGUAGGAGGCAUUCAAGUGCUAUUAGUUUUACUCGGUCAAGAAUCCAACAAUAUUUUAAUUGAUCCAAAAAUGCAAGGUAAUAAUCCUGGUGAAGAAGUGACAGAUAAUGUGGACCGUAUUAAAAUCCAAAAUGCAACUUUACCGUACCUGGAAAAAUUACAACAGCUAUUAUUAAAUCCACCUUCUAAGCCUGGAGUAAAAACAACAGUUGGAUUACUAGAGAUUCCACUAGGGAACACGCGCCUACAUAUUGCCAAAUUAUUGACAGCCCUUUUGUCAUCGGAGAACAUUAAAGUAUUUCGAAAGCUCGCCGAACUCGGUACAUUCCAGACUCUGUUGGAUUUAUUUUUCAAGUACUCUUGGAAUAAUUUCCUCCAUACUCAAGUCGAUCAAUGUCUGGCUUUAGUUAUUAGCGGAGAGUGGCAGGAGAAGAGUAAUUUAGUAUAUACGCACAUAUUCGUCCAGUGUAAAUUGAUUGAUCGUAUACUAGACGCUUGGGUGAUAAACGACGAUAAGCAGAAAAAAGAAAAUGGAAUACGUCAAGGUUACAUGGGUCAUUUAAUAAAUAUAGCAAAUAAUAUUGUCAAAAAGGCUGAAAAAAGUGAAGAUUUUGAUAGGUUUUUAAAAGACAAUAUCCCGGCAGAAUCUCUGCACAAGUGGGAAGCUCUUGUAAAUACUCAGUUAGCUGAAAUAAAUAAAACACAUCAAAUAUUCCUGGGUGGAAAAACUCAGCCGUACAUCACAUCAUCGGAAGACAGUACAGAAGAUUUUAAUUCUUACUCACAGGAUAAUUAUAUACAACAGGUUUAUGAAAACUAUCAGGAACAAAAGAUGACAUCACGUUUUGCUACUAACUAUGGUUUAUAUGAUGAUGAAUUUAAUGAGGGCAAUGAUGCUUUACAGCCUAGUAAUUCGGUAGACCAAAUAACCACGAUGCCUUUCACUUUAACUGAAGAAGAUCUUAUUAAACAAGAAGAUGCAUUUAACAAGAUUUGUCAACAAAAACAAAAAGCCGGCCUAGAAGAAGAUGGUCUUGAAUGGGGUGAUGAAGGUGAAUUAACUUUCCAAACCGUAAUUGAUAAACGUGAUUGGCCGUUCAAACAGCAGCAACACGAUUCAAUAUCUUCUGACGAGGAUGAAGAAACAAAAGACAUACAAAUGGAAAUUGAUUCUGCUGAUCCUUGGGAUACACCAGAACCUUUAUCAAGCAACACAAUCUUACCGGAAGUAAAUCCUUGGGAUUCAUCAACAUCGCCUACGGAUGAAUCAUCAGGCUGGGCUAAUUUUGACAAUUUUGAUAGUUCACUCCAUAUUGCCAGUAUGAAUGUACUACAAAGUGCGUUUGUACCUAGUGCCGUAGUUGCCGAAGCUGAUAAUAAACAGCAAGUACCUGAAACAACGACAAGUACAACAGAUAAAGAUACUACUUCAACUUCAGCCGUACCAACUUCUCCGUCUUCAUCUCCAUCUCCUUCUUCUUCUGAUAUCAAGCCUGUGGAACCAUCAGCCGCUGAUGAUAAAAUUACUGCAGCAAAUAUCAACGAAGAACAAAAUACAAUUAUCAGUAAUACAAUUAAAGAAAUUAGUAACCCCGAGAGUAAUGUGUCUUCAAUAAAUGUAAAUGAUAACGCUAAUGUAGAGCCAAUUGAAAAUAUUACCCCCAGUAAUAGAAAACCUGACGAGCCUGAAGAUAAAUCACGUGCACUUACAACUUUAUAAACGAACCACCGCCGAUUGUUAAAUUGUAAAUUAAUAAGGAUGAGAUUUUUGUUGUUUAGUUAAUUGGUGAUUAUGAUAAUGUAUGAGUGAAUGCAUCGAAAAGUAAGAAAAAAUAAUAAUAAAAUUUUAAUUCAA
Microplitis demolitor is the source of this 2997-nucleotide messenger RNA. It is a transcript of the gene fmt, whose product is annotated as serine/threonine-protein phosphatase 6 regulatory subunit 3. Gene Ontology annotation, molecular function: protein phosphatase regulator activity; protein phosphatase binding. The coding region runs from base 316 to 2862 and encodes 848 amino acids. The transcript has 18 exons. Gene Ontology annotation, cellular component: nucleus; cytosol. The record is from RefSeq and is a predicted model, not a curated record. NCBI's taxonomy places the organism in Eukaryota, Metazoa, Arthropoda, Insecta, Hymenoptera, Braconidae.